Populus nigra (black poplar) is the source of this 1466-nucleotide messenger RNA. RefSeq names its product protein ENHANCED DISEASE RESISTANCE 2-like. The record is from RefSeq and is a predicted model, not a curated record. NCBI's taxonomy places the organism in Eukaryota, Viridiplantae, Streptophyta, Magnoliopsida, Malpighiales, Salicaceae. The coding region runs from base 231 to 1181 and encodes 316 amino acids. The transcript has 3 exons.
CAUUCUCAAAUAUCCAUUAUCCACUGAUCUAACCAGUUGCCAGUAAAUAACAAACAGGGCAAGGCUUUUCUUCGUCAGAAGCAUCAAAACCAACAAAAAGCAAACUACUUUAGUUUUAGCCAAGGCAGACAAAACCUUUAUUUCUGAUUUAUGUCUCUGUAUCUAAUUUGGGUCUUAAAGAAAUAUUGACUCUUUGAGUUGCCCUUUGUCUUCUCUACAAAAAGAACCAUAUGGCUAUCCCUGGUGAUAGUGAGCAUCAAUGGAUAGAGAGGGUAAAAUCAGAGGGAGCUGUUCCACUACUUGAUCCAUAUAAUUGUUCAAAUUGCUGGGCGUCUCCACCUGGAGAAUGUUUCAUGGUAAGAGGUCCAAAGUAUUUGACAACUAAGGUUAAAAUCCCUGGUGGUGAAUCUCUUUUAAAGCCUCUUGGAUUUGACUGGAUCAAAGGUUCUACAAAGAUUACAGAGGUUCUAAAGAAUCGUAAAAGCCGUGUAAGGAAGGUUAUUGAUGAAGCUUUUCCAAAUGGUGAUAAGCCUUUUGUUUGGGCGUUUAAUCUACAAGUUCCCGGUAAGGAAAACUAUAGUGCUGUUGCUUAUUUCGUAGGCACAGAACCAAUUCCAGAGGGAUCUUUAAUGGACCAGUUCUUGAAAGGUGAUGACGGGUUUAGAAACUCAAGGCUUAAACUGAUUGCCAACAUUGUCAAAGGCCCCUGGAUAGUAAGAAAGGCAGUUGGAGAGCAGGCUGUGUGCAUAAUUGGGCGUACCCUUUCCUGCAAGUAUUGUUUCGAUGAACAUUUUUUGGAAGUUGAUGUGGAUAUUGGAUCUUCAAUGGUUGCAAGUGCAAUAGUUCAUUUGGCAUUUGGUUACAUCUCAAUGUUGACUGUUGACCUAGCUUUUGUCAUUGAGGGUCAAAGCGAGUCAGAGCUUCCAGAACGACUCUUAGGUGCCUUGAGAUUUUCUGACUUAAAUCCUGCUUGUGCUUCCUUAUAUGAGCCGUCACCUCUUGGAAGCACUGAUAAUUUGCAGUCUUCAUUGCCGACACGCUUAUGGAAGUCAAUUGGCCAAGGAUUUUCUCAACUCCUUCAUCCCGUACCAGGUGCUCAAGAAAAUGGUUCUACCUCUGACACAGCCCCUGUUAAUGGAACUUCUGAGCUAAAAGAGGGCUGUGAAGACUCAAAGAAAUGAUGAAUCAGAUACUCCUCAUGGACAGUGUAUAAGCAGCUGUUGGAGUAGCUUAAUAAUCUAGAUGUCACAGAAUGAUUGAAGUGGUAACAAGUAUCAAAUGUUCACUGCAUUCAACUGCUCGAUUACUAGCCGUGCCAUUUAAUUCUUUUGAUUUGUUGUAGUUAUGAGUAGACGUGCCAUUUAAUUCUUUUGAUUUGAUGUAGUUAUGAGUAGACUGUUGGGGCAGUCAGUGAAUCAUAUUAUUUAUUUGCAGAAUAUUAAAUUUGUUGAUAGCUGAUUCUGUUA